AUGAUGAAAGCGGUCAUACUAUAUCGUCUAAGAUCUAUUAGUGGUAUACAACACGCGAGAUUAAAGUCAACAAUUUAUGCAUUGUCUUCGGGUAAAUAAAUUUCUAUUGAUUUGUAAUUUUAUUCUGAUUUAAAUAUAGUAAAAUAUAAAUUAUGUGUAGCGUAAACUAACAUUUUAUAUUUCACGGUUAUUAAUUAAUAUUUUAAAAAUUGAAGGGCUGACUGUAACAACUGGAUAUGUCAACUUUUACUAAAUGUUCAGUUGACAAAAAAAAAACGUUUUAAAAUAAAAUUCUAUAAUGUAGUACUAAGUAAUAAAAAAUGUUUAAACCCAUAAAUACACACAAUAUAGUUUUUUUAGAUGAUUUUAUAUUAUUUUUUUAAUCAAUACAUGUUGGAUAUAUUCCUUUUCUUAACCAUUAUAUUUACUUUUGUAGAAAAAACUAUAUAGUAAUUUAUAAUGAUUCUAUUCUAUAUCUGUUUUGUCAUUAUAAUUAUUUUAUAUUAUCAAACAAUUUUAUUUCAUUAUCAAUGGGCAAUAUUUCCAAUACAGUGCAACCAUUUAAAAAAUUUAAAAAAAAUAAAAAUGUAAUAUUUAUAUCAACUUGUAGUGACUUUUCUUCUGUAUAUUUAACCCCGAAAAAGUAGACAUAGCCGGUUGUUGCAGUCAGAUCUUCAAUUGUAGUAUGUAUGCAAUGGCAACUGAUUCAUUUUAUUAUGGAAAAAAUUAUAAAUCAAAUAUUCAAAAUUAUCUAGUGAAAAUUUGUAUUGUUUUAUUAAAAUAGCAUAAUAUACUACCUACUAAUUUUUAUUAAAUACAAAUUUACCCAGCAACUGAUUUAAAGUGUUGUAUUGAAACAUCCAAAAGAAAGCCCUCACUGGUAUAUAAAAUUAAAUUAUUGUGUACCUAAUUGUAUAAUAUAGCUUGUUUUGAAUGUGCAUAGGAUGAAAUUAGAUGUAUUUGUUCAUAAAUUGUGAACUAUAUAAUUAUUAUUUUAGGCUUCGGAAAAUGUGGUGUAGCUGUAAUUAGAGUGUCAGGACCACGUGCUUCUGAUGCUAUACUUAAUAUGACUUGUCUCAAAUAUUUACCAAAACCAAGAAUAGCCUGUUUAAAUAAAAUUAUUGAUCCCUUAACUAAGGAACAAUUGGAUAAUGGAUUGAUAUUAUGGUUUCCAGGUAAAUCUACAUUAAUAUUUAAUAUUGUACAACGGCACAACCAUUGGGAAUAUUUUGGACACGCUCCUCCAUGCGUGUUUAAGCUAUAAAAAUUUAUUAACCUGUGUAUUUUUAAAUAACCAAAACAUUUAACAUUCCUCUUAAAAAAAUCCUGGUUGUGCCUCUGAAAUUGUACACUUCAAUAUUGAUUAAUAUUACUUAACCAUAAAAAAUGUUGUCAUUUUGUAAUAUAUUAGGUCCCAAAAGCUUUACUGGUGAAAAUAGUUGCGAGUUUCAGGUACAUGGGGGCAGAGCGGUCGUUACUUCUGUUCUUCAUGGAUUAUCUAAAUUAUGUGAUUUUCGACCAGCCGAUCCUGGUAAAAUUUAUGAUUUCAAAUUGAUGUAUAAUAGAAUGUUCUUAAUUCUACUCUGUAAAUACCUAAGAGUGUAUAUUUUUUUUUUGAUUUUAGGGGAAUUCACUAAACGCUCGUUUUAUAAUAACAAAAUGGAUUUAACUGAAGUUGAAGGUUUGGCAGAUCUCAUAGAAGCUGAUACAGAGUUUCAAAGGAAACAAGCAUUAAUGCAGUUAGAAGGUUCUUUAAAACAUCUUUAUAGUUCCUGGAGACAAAUUCUUUUAGAAGUAUGUUAUUUAUAUUGGUCCCCUAUAGCACUUAUAACAUAUUGUUAUUUCUAAAAUUGUAGAAUUUGGCUAAUGUUGAAGCUUAUAUAGAUUUCAGUGAAACAGAUAACAUAGAUAUUUUUGUACUGGAGAAUGUCAAAACAAAUUUAGAAAAACUCUCUAAAGAAAUUAAGGUAUGUUUUAUCCCUUUAGAACUUUCAUAAAUCAUCAAUAUAAUUGGUCACCUUUAUAGACACAUUUAUUAGACAACAGGUCAGGUGAGCUUUUACGCGAUGGAGUUAAAGUAGCAAUUAUAGGAGCACCGAAUACAGGAAAGAGUAGUCUUUUAAACGCUCUGUGUAUGUAAACAAGGUUUCAGUAUUUAUUUAAAUUAAAUAAUAAUAUAUUAUUAAUUUAGGUAGUAGAGAAGCUGCCAUUGUAACAGAGUUGCCCGGGACAACCAGAGAUCCAAUUCAGGUUUCCCUAGAUGUGUCUGGAUAUUCUGUACUUUUGGUUGAUACUGCAGGAAUUCGUUCUCAAUCAACAGAUUUGAUUGAAGAAUUGGGAAUUCAGAAAUCCAAAGAUAAAGCUCAAGAAGCUGAUAUGGUAAUUUUAGUCGUUGAUGCUCAAUAUCUUCUUGAUGUAAACAAUAUAGAUUUAUGGCUACAAGAAUAUACACAUAAUAUGAAAGUAGAGUGCAAUAAUUAUUUAGUAUAUGUGAAUAAGAUUGAUAUUAUUCCUAAAGACCAAGUCUUCAGACUAGAAAAAAUAUCUCAAGUUUCCAACUGGACUAUAUGUUUUGGUUCUUGCAAAGCUGAUAGAGGUUUGGCGGAUAUGAUGGAAAUAUUUAGAAACAAUUUGCAAAAAUUGUUAGUAGUAUAUUAUAUAUUACAAUUUUAAUUUAUGUUUUACUGUGUUGUUUUGUUUUUACUUAGAUGUGGAAAUCCAAAUUUUGAAAAUCCUCGGUGCACUCAAGCAAGGCAUAGAUAUUGUCUUACAGAAGCUUUGAAUAAUAUUAAAAAAUAUCUUGAAAUAUCUAAAUUAGAUAAUAAUAUUGAUAUUGCUGCACAACCUUUACGUAAAGCAACAGUAUACGUUGGAAAAAUCACUGGACACAUAUCUACUGAAGAAAUGCUAAACAUUAUUUUUUCGAAAUUCUGUAUAGGUAAAUGA
Molecule: messenger RNA, 2946 nt
Organism: Cinara cedri
Lineage: Eukaryota; Metazoa; Arthropoda; Insecta; Hemiptera; Aphididae
Source: the annotation of a GenBank genome assembly